AUGAAUGCCCCCUCCAAAAUUGUUUAUUUAUUUGCAAAUUUGUGCCUUCUCGCCUGUGCUGUAUUAAGAAUUUUAAGAAUGCCUCUUUUGGAAGAAGCUGUAUUGUCUUUUGCUUUGCCCGGUUCCUGGAUUUUUCUUUUAUUUUUUGCCCGUAGUGCUAAACUCACUGGACCCUUUGUCCAAAUGAUUUAUAGCAUGAUUGCUGGAGAUAUGUUUCGAUUCUCCAUCAUUUCUUCAAUAUUUCUGAUAUCCUUCUCGCAGGCAUUUUUCUUUUUGGGAAAGGAUAUAGAUGCAAAAAGGGGCCUUGGUAUAAAUGAUACUAAUUAUUGUGAAGCGGACCACAAAGUUACUAAUUACGCCUCGGCGCUGGAUACGUUCAUGACUCUUUUUAGAAUUUGUAUGAAUGGAAUGGAUUAUGAAGAAUUCGGCUGCACUAAUUAUGAACCUCUUGCCAAAACACUUUUUGUUCUUAUGAUGUUUAUUAUGCCUAUAAUGAUGACCAACAUCCUUAUUGCAAUGAUGGGGACAACCUAUACUAAUAUUAUAAGCCAGGCAGAAAUGGCUUGGAGACAGCAAGUUGGAAUUCUUAUUUAA
This is a messenger RNA of Meloidogyne enterolobii, 594 nucleotides long. The record is from the annotation of a GenBank genome assembly. Lineage: Eukaryota; Metazoa; Nematoda; Chromadorea; Rhabditida; Meloidogynidae.